AUGCUCCUCGCCGAGUUGAGUGUGGGAGAAGAUGUGCUGGCGGUGGUAGUCCCUGAACCUGAGGAUAGCGAGCUGGAAGUUGUUAGACCCGUCGAGGAAGAGCUAAAACCCGGGAUCGAGCUGCUAGACAACAAGGAUAUCGUGAUCGAGGAGGAGCUGGUUGUGGUGAUACUCGUAGACUGGGUGGUGGAUGAGCUCGACGUGCUGGUAGUGGUCCCAGUGCUCGGGGACGAGGACGAGGAGGAGGUCGGGCUGGAAGUGGUCAAGGACGUGGAAAUAGUACUCGAGGUGCUUGUAGUGGUGGAAGAGUCGGUGGACAAGGCAGUGCUUGAUGAACUGCUUGUCGAACUGCUACUGGACAAGCUGCUGCUGCUGCUGCUGCUGCUACUGCUAGUCGUAGUCGUCACGGCAGGUGGCGGCAAAAUGUACAAAUUAUACCCAUACCCACUCGACGUGUACCCGCCGCACCGAGCAGCGGGCAGUCCAGGGCACGAAUCGGGGCACAGCGCCUCAUUGAACCCGGAGCCGACGUCGACAUUGUUCAUGUCGAUGCCGGGCUUGCUGCAGAAGCACGUUGGCCCAUACAGGGCUAUCAAUUGGCUGCCGCGCGCGAAGCAGGUGGUCUGGCAUGUGGUGGGGUUGUUGUUUGCGUCGUUGAUAGUGUCGAAGAAGUCGUAG
Messenger RNA from Colletotrichum truncatum, 678 nucleotides. The record is from RefSeq and is a predicted model, not a curated record. Lineage: Eukaryota; Fungi; Ascomycota; Sordariomycetes; Glomerellales; Glomerellaceae.